ACAGCUGGCAGCCCCUGGGUGACGCGUAGGCCUGGGAGCGGCAAGCAUGGACGACCAUAACCUGGAGGAGUUCCGCCGGCGCUGGCAGGAGGAGUUGGCGCAGUCGCAGGCGCUGAGGCGACGGCGGCGACUCGAGGCUGGGGAGCGGCGACCGCGGAGGCCGGAGGCGGGAGCGCGCGGCGAGCCGGCCUCGGGGUACCUGGGGCUGGCGCAGGGUCUGCUGGAGGGCGCGGGCCGACCCCCGGCGCCCAGGCCCGGCCGGGCCGACAGGAGAGAUGCCUCCAGCCGUUCACGCUCACCCCCGGACCGCGACGCCGCGCAGCCCGAGCCGCUGGUGGACCAGCUCAUCCGCGACUUGAAUGAAAUGGAUGAUGUGCCCUUCUUUGAUGUCCAUCUGCCUUACGAACUGGCGAUCAAUAUAUUUCAGUAUCUGAACAGAAGAGAGCUGGGUCUGUGUGCUCAGGUGAGCAAGACAUGGAAGAUGAUUGCCGAGGACGAGGUACUGUGGUACCGGCUGUGCCGACAGGAGGGACACCUUCCCCACAGCAGAUUCUCCGAUUACACCUGCUGGAAGCUCAUCCUGCAAGAGUGCCUUGCCAAGGAACACAAGUUAAGAGCCAAUUGGAAGAAUCGCAAAGGUGCUGUGAGCGAGCUGGAGCAUGUUCCUGAUGCUGUUCUGUGUGACGUGCGUUCUCACGAUGGUGUUGUCAUCGCAGGAUACACGUCAGGGGACGUGAGGGUGUGGGACACCCGCACCUGGGACUAUGUGGCCCCCUUCCUGGAGUCUGAGUCUGAGGAGGAGGAUCCUGGAAUGCAGCCAUAUGUCUCCUUUGUGAGGAUCAACAGCUCACUGGCAGUGGCGGCUUACGAGGAUGGGAUUCUGAACAUUUGGGAGCUGAGAACCGGGAGGUUCCCUAUCUAUCGUUUUGAGCAUGAUGCAAGAAUACAAGCCCUUGCGCUGAGCCGGGAAAAGGCCAUUGUUGCCACAGCCUCUGCUUUUGACGUUGUGAUGUUGUACCCCAACGACGAGGGGCACUGGCAUGUAGCCUCAGAAUUUGAAGUUCAGAAACUGGUUGACUACCUUGAGAUAGUCCCGAAUGCUGGGAGGUACCCUGUGGCAAUAGCCACUGCCGGGGACCUGGUGUACCUGCUGAAGGCCGAGGACUCAGCCAGAACCCUCCAUUAUGUGUAUGGCCAGCCUGCCACAUGUCUGGAUGUCUCAGCCAGCCAGGUUGCCUUUGGAGUGAAGAGUCUGGGAUGGGUGUAUGAAGGAAACAAGAUCCUGGUGUACAGCCUGGAAGCAGAACGCUGCCUCUCGAAGCUAGGCAAUGCCCUUGGAGACUUCACCUGUGUUAACCUCCGUGACAGCCCUCCCAACCUCAUGGUCAGCGGCAACAUGGACAGGAGAGUAAGGAUCCAUGACCUCCGCAUCGAUAAGACUGCCCUGUCGCUGUCUGCCCACCAGCUGGGGGUGUCUGCGGUCCAGAUGGAUGACUGGAAGAUUGUCAGUGGAGGCGAGGAGGGGCUGGUGUCUGUGUGGGAUUACCGCAUGAACCAGAAGCUGUGGGAGGUGCACUCCAGGCACCCUGUGCGCUACAUCUCCUUCAAUAGCCACAGCCUGAUCACCGCCAACGUGCCCUACGAGAAGGUGCUACGGAACUCCGACCUCGACAACUUUGCCUGUCACAGGAGACAUCGCGGCCUGAUCCAUGCCUAUGAGUUUGCUGUGGACCAGCUGGCCUUCCAGAGCCCGCUUCCUAUCUGCCGCCUGCCCCGUAACACCACGGCUGGGUACAGCUAUGACCUCGCACUGUCUUUCCCCCAUGACAAUAUUUAGAGUGUCACCUCAUGUAGACGGAAAGGGCGGUUUUACAAACCUUAGAGCUGGAAGGAGGCUCUGCAGCACAUAGUGGACAUCUGGGGACAGUGCUGUGUAUGCCUGCGGUCACACAGCCCUGUGGCCCCGUGCAGCUGCUGUACAGACCCGGAGUCCAUCGCUACUUCCCUCCUCCUCCCUCCCAGGGCUGUGGUGGAACUGGCUGAUGACUCAGGGUUAACCUUUCGGGGUGGCUCCUCCCUCAGCCUGUGGCAGCAGUGACACCCUCCCUCCCUCGUUCUACAGGCCAGGGACAUGGGGCCUUCACUCCCACUGGCCUGUCUCCUGGGUGUGGGUGCUGAGGGUGGAAGCCAGAGCCUCACACAUGGAGGCAAGCGUUCAGCCUCCAGGCUGCUUCCCCAGCUCACGGUGGCCUCCUGACCCCACUGUUGAUAAUUUAGAGCCGCCCUUACCUAUGUGAGGAGCGCUCUGCUUCACUCGCUCUUCUGUCCUGUCCAUGUGAAGAAGACAGCCAUCCUUCCCUGCAGAGGGAAACGGCCAUUCCACAGGGAUGGACUUGGCCAUUUUCCUAGCCUGGCUGCUGCUGUCUCUUCCCUCAGCAGCUGCAGCACUCUUGACAAAUGCUGCAGCCGCCAUAGCUCACCCCCUCUUCCUUCAGAGUGUCACAGGCAAAUCCACACACAGUGGCCAGGAGACCCAGUCAGAGCUCUUCAAAAUCCGCACAGUCCAGGCACCUAACACACCUGUACAAAGGCCACCAGGAGGCACAGUGUUUCUCCCAGCGAAUACCAGCUCAAAAAACAAGUGGGCCAGAAAACUCUACAUUGGGUCUGCAGAGAGCAAAAAAAAAAAAGGGGGGGGGGGUAAAGAGCUCCAUGAGGUGGAACUCAAGUUGGUAACAAAGGUGCUGGAGGGCCUGAGAGGGUGUGCACCCCUCACAGGGAAGGGGCUGACGGCUCUCACCUGGAGCAGUGCUGAGAGCCACUGUGCCCUGGUGGCCUGCUCUUGUGUCCAGUACUGGGAUGAAGUCUGAGGCUUCAUGUCCGUGCUCAGCAAGUGCUCUGUCACUGAGUCACACCUCCAACCAAUGUGUGGUUUUGUGGCGUGAUCUCAGACCACGACAUUGAGGCCUCAGACGUCCACAGUGUGCUUCACCGGACACAGAGCCAGCUGAGGCUGUGGCCUCUCCCCUAGCAGAACCCUUCUAAAGCACUUCAGAGUGCCCAGGGCAGCUCACCUCCCUCUUGCUGGGCUGCGCCCCCUGCUGGCCUGGUCUUGCUACGUCUUCACUCGAGCUUUCCCAGUCCUGGAGCUGUCCACUAGAGAAACUUGUCAGAGAAAUUGGUUGUGCAGUCAGCUCCCUUCUGGGCUUUGCAGCCAUGGAAGGCCACUGAAGAGCGUUAAGAGCAGAUGCAGAGGUGACUAGAGUAGUUUCAAGUAUACAUGCCCUCCUAGGCCCCAGCCCCCGCCUCCGUUAGAAAAAGCACCGGAGAUGGUCUGCGCUCAGCCUCCUGGAAAAUGCCCCUCCCUCACGGAGCAUCAGAGCUGUCCUCACUGGCUCCUCAGGUUGCUGUCGCUGCACCUGCUCACAGGUGGGGGACAGGGAGUCUUUGUUAGCUCCUUCUGCUGCCUCUAAAGCCAGAAGACACCCUGGGAGCCAGAGAUGGCCACACAUCUGCAGCUUGCCUUUUGCCUUAAGCGACCACGUUUGCUCUAUUAUUAAAGGUUCUGGACUUACA
Molecule: messenger RNA, 3576 nt
Organism: Arvicanthis niloticus (Nile rat)
Lineage: Eukaryota; Metazoa; Chordata; Mammalia; Rodentia; Muridae
Source: RefSeq, a predicted model, not a curated record